Messenger RNA from Rubroshorea leprosula, 654 nucleotides. Lineage: Eukaryota; Viridiplantae; Streptophyta; Magnoliopsida; Malvales; Dipterocarpaceae. The record is from the annotation of a GenBank genome assembly.
CCUAAUGGGAUUGAAUGAAAACUUUUCCACAACUCGAUCCCAAAUAUUAAGCAUGGAUCCUUUGCCCUCCCUAACUAAGGUGUAUGCAAUGGUAACAAAAGAAGAAAAGCAGCAAACAGUGGCAGCAUCCAGGGGUCCAAAUAUAGAAGCCACAGCUCUUACAGCAAUGGGACCAUCAGGAAAGUCACAAUGUGAUCACUAUAAAAAGCUUGGGCACACUAAAGAAAGAUGCUACGAGAUCAUUGGGUAUCUUGUGAGUUGGAAGUCUAGGAUAGGCAAAAUGAAGACGAAGGGUGAGGCACAAAAGAUAGGACGAGGGAAAGACCAUGCUUUUGUGGCUAAUGGAGCACAUAAGCGCACAGAGGAGUUAUCAAAUCAAUCUCCAAUUUCUGGGUUGAGCAAAGAGCAGUAUGACCAACUCAUCUCGCUUCUCGAGGGACCUUACCUUGAGGAAGCUGAUUGGAGUGGGUAGGUUUCAUGAAGGAAUGUAUUGUUGCAGUUUUGGGCAUGUUGCAGCAACCGGUCAACUAAAACAAAAGCAGAGUGCAUCAUAUGAGUUGGGGCAUCAAAGACUUGGGCACAUUUCUGCUAAACGUUUAUUCAAAAUCCCUUCCCUGUGUUCUUGUUCUCCUCAAAUAAAGCAUGUUUGCGACA